Molecule: messenger RNA, 663 nt
Organism: Arctia plantaginis
Lineage: Eukaryota; Metazoa; Arthropoda; Insecta; Lepidoptera; Erebidae
Source: the annotation of a GenBank genome assembly
AUGACAGAGUAUUUAAUAUCAUAUUUCAGGAGCUUGGACAACGAAGAAGUUUUUAAACGAAUGAAAAUUUAUGAAGAUAUCAACGCUGUUUUAUUACUGUACGUGACGAGGCUCGUGAAAAAAACUACAUCCCCAUUGUGGCAACAUUUAUCGGCCUCAACGGAACUGCUCAAAUCUAGAGAAGACUUCUCCGUAUGUCUGGUGCUAGCAGCAAUUUCAUCAAAUAUCAACAAAGUGGACCCAAGUACAACAUCAAACAUCCAAAUGCAUUUAGAAUUUGGUAGAAGCAGUUUAAACUCAACUGCUCAGUAUUUAGAGGCAGCAAAAAUUAUGAGCCAAACCAAAAUAUUGGAAGAAGUUUCACUCUUUUUUAAAAAUUUACAAGCAGUUUACUUCCAAGAAUUCGUGAAUCAAUCAAACAUUGAGCUGAAUGCAAACUGGAGUCGACAUCUUAUCGAGUGGCCGACGUACCUGGAUCAGAUAAAAAAUAUUCAGAACAAUGUAUGGAGAUUUGUAGGAGAGCGUGCUCACCAGGUCGUGUGGCUGGCACGCCGCACUCUAUGCAUCGGCGUUGCAAUAUUGGUCCUCGUGUUCCUAGCAGCUCCGAUCAUGUUGCUUUUACUACGGCAUAUAGCUUACACAAUACAGGUAACUUUACAAUGA